Messenger RNA from Carica papaya (papaya), 1904 nucleotides. The record is from RefSeq and is a predicted model, not a curated record. Lineage: Eukaryota; Viridiplantae; Streptophyta; Magnoliopsida; Brassicales; Caricaceae.
GAAAACAAAGACUAGAAAAGAAAGGAGAGCUGGAUUCACAUGGGCUUGUUCUCUCUCUCUCUCUCUCUCUGUCUGGGUCCUCCUUUUCCCCGCUCUCUCCUUCUCUCUCCACCAUGAUCAACAACCAAAGUGAUUGAACCAUCUUCAAUAAGUUCUUCCUCUAGCUGUUUCUUAUUUCUCUCUCUUUCUCUUUCUACCCAUGGCGGAUGAUAAGGAAAUGUCUGCUGCUGUUGUUGAUGGAAAUGAUCCAGUUACUGGCCACAUCAUUUCCACUACAAUCGGGGGCAAAAAUGGAGAGCCAAAGCAGACCAUUAGUUAUAUGGCCGAGCGUGUUGUGGGAACAGGAUCCUUUGGGAUUGUCUUCCAGGCAAAAUGCUUGGAAACUGGGGAAACUGUCGCUAUAAAGAAGGUUUUGCAAGACCGAAGAUAUAAAAAUCGUGAGCUGCAGCUAAUGCGCGUGAUGGAUCAUCCAAAUGUCAUCUCCUUGAAGCAUUGCUUCUUUUCCACCACAAGUAAAAACGAACUUUUCCUCAACUUGGUCAUGGAAUAUGUACCUGAGAGCAUGUAUCGGGUGUUGAAGCACUACAGCAGUGCAAAUCAGAGAAUGCCACUAAUCUAUGUGAAGCUUUAUAUGUACCAGAUUUUCCGGGGGCUUGCAUAUAUUCACACAGUACCUGGAGUUUGCCAUAGGGAUUUGAAGCCUCAAAAUCUUCUGACUCUUGAUAUAGUAGUACUAAUACUAGCACCAAAUUUCAAUGGGCUAUUUUCGGGUCUUAAAAAUGAUUGCCUCUCACUUAUGAGUCUCUCAUGUAUUGAUGAGUAUUUUUCCGCUGGCCAGGUCAAAGGUGAAGCUAACAUUUCAUAUAUAUGUUCACGUUUCUAUCGGGCUCCUGAGCUUAUAUUUGGUGCCACUGAGUAUACAACCUCAAUUGAUAUCUGGUCUGCUGGUUGUGUUCUUGCUGAGCUUCUGCUAGGGCAGCCACUGUUUCCAGGAGAGAAUGCGGUGGACCAACUUGUUGAGAUUAUUAAGGUUCUGGGUACACCAACUCGAGAAGAAAUUCGCUGCAUGAAUCCAAAUUAUACUGAUUUUAGAUUUCCUCAGAUAAAAGCCCACCCUUGGCACAAGGUUUUUCACAAACGAAUGCCUCCAGAAGCAAUUGAUCUUGCUUCACGGCUGCUGCAAUAUUCACCAAGUCUUCGUUGCACAGCACUUGAAGCAUGUGCGCAUCCAUUCUUUGAUGAACUUCGGGAACCUAAUGCUCGCCUGCCUAAUGGUCGCCCUUUACCACCUCUCUUCAAUUUUAAACAGGAAUUAUCAGGCGCGUCACCAGAGCUUGUUAAUAAGUUAAUACCAGAUCAUGUAAAACGACAAUUGGGUCUACAUUUCCUUCAUCCAGUUGGAGCUGGGACAUAAAAUCAGCAAAAAUUAUGUCGAAUACACACCUUAAGUUGAUUGGUGACACAAAGGGGGUAAAUAUCUUUGUGUUGAAUCAAAAGUGCAUUGAGGCCUGCCCUGCAUCUUACUCUACCACAAUCGGAGGCAGCUGGAUGGUUGCAUUUCUUGAUGGUUUCUUUUAUAUUUACCUCAUGUAUCAACUCGCUCCCUUACAUUUUCUCAAAAAUGCAUUUUUGUUUUGUGUACAUGUUUGAUAGUAAAAAGAUAGCCUAGCUGAGGAGGAAAUUGAGGAGUAAGUGUACUUGUAGCUAGGAAGAAGAAGAAGGCCACUAAUAGAAUGGCCAGAAGAUAGGGGGUUGGGUUUUGUUGGUUAUCGGGGUUGGUGUAUUUGCAUCUCUUAUUUUUAAUUUUUGUGGCUGGUUUCCUGAUGGUGGCUGACUCAAGAAUUUCAGACAAUUUCUGUUACUUACUGUAUGUGCAAAGUAAUGUUAUUUCCUUCCUUUAAGCA